Osmia lignaria (orchard mason bee) is the source of this 739-nucleotide messenger RNA. Its product is annotated as synaptic plasticity regulator PANTS. The record is from RefSeq and is a predicted model, not a curated record. NCBI's taxonomy places the organism in Eukaryota, Metazoa, Arthropoda, Insecta, Hymenoptera, Megachilidae.
AUAAACAUGGAGAUCUUUAAUUUUAAUAAACAUAGCACUAUUAUCGGCGAACACAUUUUCUAACUUGAAUGUUACGCAAUAUACGUUUAUUCAAACUUUUUAAGUGUUCAUGGUUACUGAACUCUUGUAUCAUUGUUACAUGAAUAAAGUGUUUAAUAAAUUUGCAUUUUUUGUGUAAUCAAAGAAUAUCAGUGUCUAUAGUCUUAAUUAAAAGAAAGAAAAAUGCCUGAACCAAAGAGUACAACUGAAAAUGAGAAGCCCCAAUCAGAAACUAAAUUAUAUAAUGAAGAAUGGAUGUUAAGGCCAUGCGAACUAUAUAAAGAAGAAUAUCAUGAUUGUAAAAGCAUAGCAGCACGCUUUCAUCAGUACUUUGUAUUUGGAGAAUAUCAAGAUUGCACACAAUGGAAGAUUGAUUAUGACAAUUGUCACUUAUGGAAAAAAUAUAAUUCUAAAGAAGCAUUUGACAAAUUAAUAAGCAGUGAGAAACAACGUAGAAUAGCCAGAUUACGUGGUCAUUAUAAUAAUGAUGUUUGGCAAAGAAGAGAUAAACCACCAGAAGACUGGAAUGCACCAUUACCUGACUGGUUAGAAGAAAGAGCUAAAGUUUCCUAUUUAAGAAUUGCAAGUGAAAAACUAAAAAAAGAGAAAGAACAAAAUAAUAUAGAACACAAUAAUAAAGCAAGUUCUUGUACUUUAAUGUGAUAUUUUUAUUUUAAUAAAAAAUUGUUAUUUAUCUAAA